Molecule: messenger RNA, 606 nt
Organism: Suillus discolor
Lineage: Eukaryota; Fungi; Basidiomycota; Agaricomycetes; Boletales; Suillaceae
Product: acyl-CoA N-acyltransferase
Exons: 3
Coding region: 1-606 (201 amino acids)
Molecular function (GO): acyltransferase activity, transferring groups other than amino-acyl groups
Source: RefSeq, a predicted model, not a curated record
AUGGCAGAUGGCGCUGUUCUCCGGGUCCCACCUCCCCACGAGAUUAUCAUUGUUCCCCCUCCCGAGCACCAAACCCACCAUGCCCUCCUCCAGCAGUGUAUCCAAGUUAGGAUCGCCGUUUUUGUCACAGAACAAGGGUUUCCGCUGGAAGUUGAAGUAGAUGAACAUGAUCCGACAGCCACACAUUGCUUGUUAAGACUUUUACCGUCCCUCGAGCCUAUAGGGACAAUUCGUGCCCACAAAGUGGAAAGCGCAGGCGGCUCAUACUAUAAACUUGCAAGGCUCGUCGUUCUAAAGGAAUACCGACAUUGUAAAUUCGGACGCAAUCUUGUGCUUGCAUUGCAUAAUUGGGCAAAGGUUGAUGCCAGAAAUUCAGGGGUAACUGACCAUGUCAAGAUGGUCUGCCACUCGCAAGCAGUCCGUGCAAAUUCGGCUGGUGCUGUAGCGUUUUAUCGCAAGUACGACGUCAUUGUCAACCCUAUUUGGAAACCUGACUUACCGCCGGUUAUUCUUCUUAGGUUUGGUUACGAGGAACAGGGCGAUCUGUUCGAUGAAGAUGGUGAACCGCAUCAGAAGAUGGUCGCCCGAUUAUCAUUAGAAGAGUAA